AUUAGUAUAUAGGAGAAAAACUUCGUAUUCAAGCUCUUUGCAUCUACAAACACGAUGAAGACUUACAGAUUUAACUUUUUCAUUAUCCUUUUUCUUUUAGGGCUUAUUGAAAACUUAUCGACCGCAUCACGCAUAAACUCUCGCAAGAGUUGCAAUUUUCCGGCUGUUUAUAACUUUGGAGAUUCAAAUUCAGAUACUGGAGCUAUCUCUGCCGCUAUAGGAGAAGUUCCCCCACCAAACGGAGUUGCGUUCUUUGGAAGAUCAGCGGGAAGACAUUCUGAUGGCCGUCUCAUUAUAGACUUCAUUACCGAGAAUCUGACGUUGCCGUAUCUAACACCGUACUUGGAUUCGGUUGGAGCUAAUUAUCGGCAUGGGGCUAAUUUUGCGACUGGCGGCUCUUGCAUUCGCCCGACCAUUGCUUGUUUUAGUCAAUUCCAUCUUGGAACUCAAGUGUCCCAGUUCAUUCACUUCAAGACUCGUACACUGUCUCUCUACAACCAAACCAACGGAAAAACGCCAUUCUGCAAAGGAGUCCUUGCACGGCCUAAAGAUUUUUCAAAGGCUCUUUAUACUUUCGAUAUUGGUCAGAACGAUCUCGCUAUCGGGUUUCAAAACAUGACAGAGGAACAACUCAAAGCAACUAUACCGGCAAUCAUUGAAAGCUUCACUACUGCUAUAAAAUUGAUGUACAAAGAAGGAGCAAGAUUCUUCUCAAUUCACAACACUGGACCAACGGGCUGUUUACCCUAUCUUCUGAAAUCAUUUCCAGCUACACCUCGAGAUCAGUAUGGUUGCUUGAAGCCUCUAAACAAUGUGGCAAUUGAGUUCAACAAACAACUCAAGCAGAAAAUCUCUGAACUGAACAAAGAGUUACCUUCUUCUCUCUUAACUUAUGUUGAUGUUUAUUCAGCUAAAAACCAUUUGAUCAUCAAAGCAAAGAAUCUCGGUUUUGUUGAUCCUUUUGAUUAUUGUUGCGUUGGGGCGGUCGGACGUGGAAUGGGAUGCGGAAAGACAAUAUUUCCAAAUGGAACAGAACUUUACAGUUCUUCGUGUCAAAACCCAAAAACUUUCAUAAGCUGGGAUGGUAUACAUUACUCGGAAACCGCAAAUAUGCUAGUAGCAAAUCGGAUCCUCGAUGGAUCAAUAUCCAAUACGCCUCUCCCCACCCAAAAAGCUUGCAAGCUGACGAAUAAUUUAGAUAUGAAUUAAUUAAUGUUUUAAGAAUAGCCAAAUGGUUUGGUUUUGCCGUUAUCUAAUCAUUGUCGACCGUUGGACCGUGCUUUUUUUUCCUUUUUAACUCGUUGGCCGCUCGAAUCCCUAUCAUAUAUUAUCCAAGAAC
This is a messenger RNA of Raphanus sativus (radish), 1339 nucleotides long. Its product is annotated as GDSL esterase/lipase At3g27950. The transcript has 5 exons. Bases 55 to 1209 code for a protein of 384 amino acids. Lineage: Eukaryota; Viridiplantae; Streptophyta; Magnoliopsida; Brassicales; Brassicaceae. The record is from RefSeq and is a predicted model, not a curated record. Gene Ontology annotation, molecular function: hydrolase activity, acting on ester bonds.